This is a messenger RNA of Branchiostoma belcheri (Belcher's lancelet), 1775 nucleotides long. RefSeq lists its product as uncharacterized. The transcript is spliced from 4 exons. The coding region runs from base 444 to 1052 and encodes 202 amino acids. Lineage: Eukaryota; Metazoa; Chordata; Leptocardii; Amphioxiformes; Branchiostomatidae. The record is from RefSeq and is a predicted model, not a curated record.
UGCGCUGGCAACGGACAAGGAAAGGACGUCAUCCGAUUCAAAACAUUCGCAUUGAGCUCCGGAGUGCAGAAUAACCUCCCACAACGCCGACCGGUUUUGAAUGGCCGGAGGGGUAAUGGAAAAGCCAUUUCUCUUCAAGACAUGUCGGACUGUUUAAGACAACGCCUUUGUUGAAUGUUCCCUCUCCUUAACUACGAGAUAAGACGGAGUUAUUUCUCCCCGAUUGGCAGUCUGGUGGCAAGACGGACUGUACUUAGUUUGCACGUUACCUUCCAAACUUGAGUCCUUGUGGAUUUUGUCUGAGCACGACGUCCUAGCUGUUUGUGACCUUACAUAAGUUGCCAACCAUGAGUGAAACACCGUUCGAUGGGGUGGACUUGUAGCGUUCUUCUGGAGUUUACGUAAGGUAAGCCUUCCCAUGCCUGUGUUCCCGGCCCGCCGCCAUGGCGCUGAACGAAGGCCGCUUCCUGGUCAUCCAGCGCGCUGAGAAGCGGAACCGCAUGGAGGCGUCCGUGUACAACAAGAUGGAGAAGGUGCGCUACAGCCAUGCGCAGAAACAGCUGGAUGAGGCCAGGGGCCUACAGGAGUUGCGUAUCCAGCGUCAGUUCCAGCGCGUGCGCAGAACGGUUGUAGAGAACAACCUUCGGCAGGCCAUGCUGCGUCGGCUGGAGAGACAGGCGUCCGACCGGGCACUGGGCGGGACCUUCAACCACAACCUCGGCAAGUACGGCGGGUUGAAGAUGGACUCCCUGAAGCACGAGGUGGACCAGAUGCUGAAGGACAUGGACCCGGGCGUGCGGCGGGCCAAGCGCGCCCGCAAGCUGCUGGAGAAGGGUCGGCGGGACGGGCGCAUCCGGCCGUACGACAUGCACUCCGUCUGCCUCCCGCCCAUCGUCGCCGACAACCACGACGAGAUCGACAUCGUCACGGCCGCGCAGGACGGCGGCGCGGGGGAGAAGGGGCCGACCGCCGAGCCCAACCGGACCAAACUCCCGCCGUUACGCACCCUGAAGGCGAGCGUCGGUAUUGACGACAGCGACGACGAUUUGUGAUGAGCUGUGUUUCCAUGGAAAAUGACAUAAAACUGCAUUUGUAUUGAAACUCGGGUGACGAAAUGUUGGUUAAGGGGACGAACUCGAAGCCCAAAGAGAUCAAACUCCCACCACGCCGUUGCACCCUGGAGCCGAGUGUCUGGAUUGUCGACAGCGAUUCCAUGGAAACCGGUGUAAAACUGAACUUACAAACAUGUGGCGAACAGUCCACUGAAACGUCAGCAGGUGGAGAACAUUGGUUGUGCGAUGAGAACUGUGUUAACCAGUGAUUUACCAACCAGAUGGUACCAUUCACGGGUGACAGAAGACUCACGUGCACCUGUGUGGUUCGACUAGCCCAAGAAAUCUCCCAGAAAUAAGAAAUAUUUAUCAGAACACCUGUAAAUGCUGUACAGUGUAAGGAGUGGUGAAUGAAUACCUUCCAAUUUGCUCAUGCUCUACAAGAUUUUGAAAAAUAUAUUAUUAAGUUUUUGUAACGUUUUAGUAAAAUAACGUUACGCGUCGUCCGAAUUCCUACUGAUGGUUAGAUCUUUCAAAUUCGAACGUACUAAUAUCACAAAACUAAACUUUUAUCUCAAACUACGAAAAUGUCUAUUACCUUUAUAUGAUAGCAGACCUAACGUUUACAGAAAUUUUCUUUACUUUUACUGUACUUCAUUUUCUCUUUAUAUGUCCAUACACAAUGUUAACCAUUGUUUGUUUGUUUAUUAAUUUGUUUGUUCG